GGAGACCGGCGGGCCCGGGAGGAGAGGCGCGGAGGCGAGCGGAGCUAUGUUAAACCCGGGGUACCGCUGAGGCGGGGCAGCCAGGCCACAGGCGGGGGCUCUUCGGCGGCGGGCGCGCAGGGGCCCGGCUCCUGAGGCGGCGGCAGGCAGCAUUUCGGCGCGGGGAGCGGCUCCGCAGCCACCGGGCCAAUGAACAUGUCAGUGUUGACUUUGCAGGAAUACGAAUUCGAGAAGCAGUUCAACGAGCAUGCGGCCAUCCAGUGGAUGCAGGAGAACUGGAAAAAAUCAUUCCUGUUUUCAGCUCUGUAUGCUGCCUUUAUAUUUGGUGGUCGGCACCUAAUGAACAAACGAGCAAAAUUUGAACUGAGGAAACCACUAGUGCUCUGGUCCCUGAGCCUUGCCGUCUUCAGUAUAUUUGGUGCUGUUCGAACUGGUGCUUACAUGCUGUACAUUUUGAUGACCAAAGGCCUGAAGCAGUCAGUGUGUGACCAGAGUUUUUACAUUGGACCUGUCAGCAAAUUCUGGGCAUAUGCAUUUGUGCUAAGCAAAGCACCUGAACUAGGUGACACAAUAUUCAUUAUUCUUAGGAAACAGAAGCUCAUCUUCUUACACUGGUACCACCACAUUACUGUGUUACUUUAUUCUUGGUAUUCCUAUAAGGACAUGGUGGCUGGCGGUGGCUGGUUCAUGACCAUGAACUAUGGAGUACACGCCGUUAUGUACUCUUACUAUGCCUUGCGGGCUGCUGGCUUCAGAGUCUCACGCAAGUUUGCCAUGUUCAUCACCUUGUCACAGAUCACUCAGAUGUUGAUUGGUUGCGUGAUCAAUUACCUGGUCUUCUCCUGGAUGCAGCAGGGCCAAUGCCAUUCCCAUGUGCAGAACAUCAUCUGGUCCUCUCUCAUGUACCUCAGCUACUUUGUGCUCUUCUGCCAUUUUUUCUUUGAGGCCUAUAUUGGGAAAACCAGAAAAGAAAGGAAGGUUGACUAGAGGUAGAAACAAGAAGCCAUAGCUCAGGGUCAUCAAGAAAAACAAAAUUACAAGAAAAGAAAAUGGCACAAGGAAACACAUAUAUGUAUGGUGCAGCUAAAACUUGGCAGCUUAGGGAAAGUUAGCUUGGUUUAACCCAGUAAGUUUAUGAUCCUAUCAUGGUGAGGACUCACUGAAUUCUACCCUAUCUCAAUGGACUGCUCAUGAAAGACAACUUUCUUCUUGUACCUAUCUGCUCUAUAAAAGAAAGGAGAAAAUAAAGAAGAGAAAAAAGGGAAAGACAAAAGAGAAGACAAGAAAAGAGAAAAGGAAUAAUGUUGAUGAGAAAAAAAAUACAUUAAAUAAGCAGUGUAUUUCCCCGGCGUGGAGGAGAGACUUUUAUUUGCAAAAACAAAACAAAAAUUUCUAAAUCCUUUCUAAUAAUUUUUCAGCAUUAAGUUGGACAAAACCAAGCAAGGGGGUGACAAAAAAAAUCUGUCUACAAUAACAGUAAGAUUGCAAAAUUAAAAUCUUUUCUAUAGAAGCUUGAUACUUUUAGCCAAAAUGAAACCCAAAAGAAUGUUUUCCUGCAUAGAAAGUGGCUGAACUUCACACUGUGGUUAUGAGUGGAAAAGAGACGAGAUUGAUUUCUCCACUAUAUAUUCUGCCAGCGGAGCAGAUCUGGGGACACAGAAUCACCUCCCUCAGAAAGCAGAAAGGAGCAGUACUUCUACAAGAGUUUAAUGUUAAAAGAUGCACUGUUGCAAUACAUAUCUCAGAGAGUGCAUUUUCCAAGUGCAUUUUUGAGUUAAAGGCAAGGAAUUUCUGCAGCAAGAUAAGUCAUAGUGGGUUAAAUCAAUCAAUAUUUGCUAAAUUAUCAGGGGCUAAUCGCAGAGGGAUAUUCAGGAAGGAGAGGGAGACAACUCCCCUCUUGAUUUUUGGGAACUAUGUGUUUAAAUCUCAAUUUAACCCACAGCAACACUGAAUUAAAUGGGGGAAAUCAGAAGAAAUCCCAGUUAGCGAGAAGAGAGUGAUGUAUCUGCCCACUAUUUCCAGAACAGAGCCCUGUGGUAAGAGAUGGGUUCUGUAUUUUUGUAGCCACAAGGAUGCCUGCCUGGGUGGGAAGAGGUGGCAGGACUGUGUGGUAUUGGCUAACACUGUGCUUCUGCAUCUGCCUACUGGGCAGUGCAAAGAUGUUCAAAGUGCCCUCCUCUGGUCAUGCGGAGAUAGUACUACAAAACAUACUUGGAAUAGGUUUUUCUUGAGAUUUGUAUAGAAAAAGUUAGUCAGAGUAAUUUUGCUGCAACAGCUUAACUCUAAAGUCCAGAGAGAAUUAUCCUUCAUUAAAUGUGUAUAUCUCUCUGCAGAAUCUGUACUGUAACAUCAGACUGACCACUUAAGAAGACCCUUUCUUCUCUGAAGUCAGCUACGGAUAUAAGAGGAAAUGUUAUUUCACUCUGAACCUUAGAGAAUUAGUUGAGAACAGCCAUAUUCUUUCAAAGACAAGUAGAUUGCAUUAUCUGUGAUAUUCCAGUCCUUACAAAGCCAAAUAAAAUGUGUGAAAGUUCCUAGUAUUUCAAAGACGCAAGUAUGUAAACUUGAUGUUAAAUGUGUUAAUGUAGUAUUCUAAAUUGUAUCAGUUACGUAGUUUAACUAAACAAUUAGAAGAACUAGAUCAACAAAAUAGGGACUGCUGUUCUGCAUAGGAUAUACACACACCUAUAACUACACCCAUAUACACAUUCUGUGAAUUGUCAACAAGAAAAAAAAAGCCCAGUGGCAGAGAAUCACGUUUCCUGGCUAAUGCAAAAGAUUGUCAUUAUCUUUCUUGCUUUAAUUUGAGAUUGUACAGUACAAAGGGUUUGUUUUGGGUUUGGUUUUUUUUAAGUUAUGAUUUUUAGCUUUAAUUGUGAUGUCAUUCAUGAAACAGAGCUGCUUUAGUAUCCUGUUAAGAGAUGACAAGGGCUUUUGGUGUCUCAUUAUAUACAAAAGAAAAACAAAUAAAGUUACAUUCCAUGUUAUGUGAAUGGUCUUACAAAUCAAAAAGCCUUUGGAGGCUAAAAUAAUAAUUAUAACAAGCAGAAAAUGAGUUUACAUUUGUGUUAUUUAAGUUAUUGAUGUGCUAACGUUAUUUUAUGGUACACAACAAAUAGCAAAAUGUGAUAUGCAGUAAUGAAGCUAUGCUACUCAUUAAUAGGACUACUGUAUACGUGGAAAUAUUAGACAAAACCAAUUAAAUGUGUAAACCAUUUUGAUAUACAGCUUGGGAGUAGAUAAUUACAAUGCUGAAUAAGCCUUUUUCCUCGUGCUUAUUUUUGCCCUGGCAAAGAAGCAGGUUAAGAAUACCAGUUAAGAGUGCAAAAGGCAAAACUAAAGUUGACUGCAGGUAGAUGAGAAGCGUUGGUAGAAGCUCACCGUCGUGCCAUUUAGACUCUCAGUCCUGUGUGUCUUAGGUCUCUCAGAAAAAGUGAGGGGGUGGAGCUGAAGCUGGAGCAGAUAACUUGGACCUCUGAAGUCAGUGGAGCUUUGCUCUGCUUUGAACAGAGCUAGUGUAUCCAACUGCCUUUCGUCUGAGCAGAAGGGAAAGAGCUGCACACAUCUCCUACUAAUUUGAGGCUUAUGGUUACUGACUUUGAAACCCCCAUAAACUUUACCUAUAAGAAGUGACACCACAGCAAGGAAGGCAAGGACUCGCAGCCUAAGUUUAACACAGGCAGAAAACUAGAGUGGGUUGCCUACAACCUACCAUGUUUCAUACGUGGUUCUACUUAAUCACAUAAGACAAAAAUCCACACCUGUGCAUGCUGGAUGGCAAUGUUGGCAAUGCCUACACUGACUUCAGCAGAGCAAGAAUUUCUCCUGCUCUUACACCAUCCUCCUAAAGCCAUCAAGGUGCCAGGCAGGUGAGGGCCACCUUCCUUACUGCCUUGGAAGUGGCUCCAGUGCAGAAACCAGCCCUUGCAGCCCCCUCAAGAUGCAAUGCAGGUGAACCCCUGGUGUGCAGGAGAGACUUGUUGCUGAAUUCGGUGGAUGUCUUGGGGGGUGACUAGGCUGCAGGCAGGCAUAUGUGUAGGGAAGAGGCAGCAAGAACAGGCAGGUAAGAGGCAGCUGUAAAUUAGGGAACAUUUAUCAUCACACUGGAAAUUGACAGUCAGUCACGCUGCUGUUUGCUUCAGGAGAUGAUGCAUCAUUCAUGCAUUUACAGAGGUCCUGUGGCCCUGCUGUACCAUUGGGCAUUUCUUCUCAGGUUUUCCACUGGAGCCAAAUGUGGUAACUGGCAUUAAAGAAAUUGAGGAUAAGACCAAAUCCAACUUACACUACUUUUUUUUUUACCUUCCUAACAUAUGCACACAUGGUAUUUAGACAUCACAUUUAAUCCACUCACAUGUACACUGACCCAGUCAACCUUCAUGAAAAGACACUUCAACAAUACUGAGGCUGUUCCAGCCUACGAGCCACAAGACAUAAACACAGCUAAUUGGGCCCUAUUUAUUUCCCCUGGGUGGAGCCUUGGGGUCACUCUUUCAAAUUUUUCUGUCCACUAGCAGAACCUUCUUUUUCCUAAUUACUUUAAAUAAAGCCAUUGUUCUGUGGCAUUCCCCAUGGGGAGCUCAAGCUUUAUAUAAAUUACCAAACAUUAUGGGACCUGUGACAACCACCACAGAUGCUGGAAAUGCUGUUAAGGAAUUCACAGUUAAAGUCAGGAAAGUUACACUGGUGAUAAGGUCAGUUGGCUAGAGUCAAAGUCUGAGUUCCAUGUUUUGAUGCAUUAAUCCAAUGUAUUGAAAUAAAACCAGAAAAGUUGGUAUGGAUUUAUGCUCAGGCAGCUCUUAGUAGAGUUUGGCUAUUCCUAAACACUACUUCUAUGUAGUGAAUGCUUUAAGGAAAAUAUUUUCAACUAGUUAGUGGAAGAACAAAAGCUUGGGUAAUUCUGCAACCUCUUUAAAUUGUGCCUGUGAUAGAGGGAAACUCCUUGUGCUUACAGACCUUCUGUAACCCAGAGUCAUAAAUGAUUUAUGUCAGGGGUCACUGGCAACACCCAACUAAGAGCAACUGGCUCCAAAAGAGACCUCUCACCAGAAUCUCACAGUAAACUAAUAAAAGCUUUUGCUUACAAGAUAAGGGCCAAAGCACACAAACGGAAUCACUUGAAAGAGACAAGCAGGGUAGCAGGAAUAAGGUAGACAAGGAGGGAGAAGACCUAUUCCAGAAGAAAGUCUUUUCAGGCAGAGUGCCAGGGGCCCAGGGUGGGAUGGCUGCUGGGAUAAGAUGUGUGUGAAGGGAUUGCUCCUGCGGAAGCUGGUUACACAAUGGCUCCCUGAGUGCAAGCAGGGGCCUGUGGAUUUGUUUGGAGGAACAUUCAUGGUCUAACAACUUGAGAUAUUCGAGGCCUGGAUGUAUUUCUUUUUUCUUUCCUGAAAGUAAAAACCUGAGACGGCAUUUUAGUUGAGAGCAGUGGUACCUCAGGGAUCGAUAUGCAGGUGAUUCUCAGGCUACAAAGAGCGUUAAGACACUGAUUAGUGUGACUCUGAAACAAUAGCCUUUAUAAGCAGUGCCAUAUAAAGCAUAUUAAUGCAGUAGUCUGUCCCAUACUUCAGAACCAGUAUCAGAAGUAUAAUGUCUUUAUAUACAAAUCAUAAAUACAGACCCACUUUGAGUAAGAACAGUGGCUUUGAUCAGGGAAGAAAUCAAAUUGCAGCCCAUUCUGCGUAAGUUCAGGACUUGGUCCAAUACCUACUGAAAGUAAGAUUGUUGGUGAGACAUCCAGUGACUUCAGUGAGCUUGGCAUCAAACCACUGCAGCCCAGUUGCAGAGGGCCAUGCAAGACCUAAAUCCCCUUGUUGUUUACUUAGUGAUGGCAUGAACCGCUCAGUCUAUCGCUAAGGCUCUGAUAUUGAUCUUCAGUCAUCUUUUCCAGCCUAGCUGCAAUGAACCCUCUAAAAGGGAAGAAGUACAAUUGAGAAUUGUUGAUGGGUUUCUACUGUUUUAUUUCAAUACAUUUUCCGUUCCAUAUAUUUUAUGACAAGCACGCUACAGGGCACAUCCCUGAUCCUGCUAUUGUAAACACCGUGUUGCAGUCAGUGUAGCUAUACACUGACACAGAAACCUUUUACUUACAGGGGUAAAGGCAGGAUCAGUGCCUUGUUGCAGACAUAGUUUCUAGUACAGCAAACAUCACAGGGUAGGGAUUUGAUUUCUAAAUUAAACCGACUGUACCAGCACAUAUAAGAUUGGAUUUGCACAAGAAAUGGACAACUAAGGGGAACAAGAGCCCUCCCCAGUACAUCAUAAAGCUCAAUAAAGUGCUACAUGAAGUGGGGUUAGAGUGCAUUUCCCAAUGGGUAAAAAAUAAUACUCCCUUGAAACAGUGACCUUCCUGAGAAAUCUCACUUCUGUCCAGUUCUGGACAGCUUCAAAGAGGCCUGUCUGCUGAAAAAACACAGCUCUGAUUGACUUAUCUGCUUUCUCAAAAUAGCCAUUACAUGCUUUAGGCUUUUGGGAGCCUUAAAGCUCAAGCUAGAUUUGUAUUCAGAAAAAAAACAACCUUAAAUAUAUGUACAAUAACUAGGAGAGAAU
This is a messenger RNA of Colius striatus (speckled mousebird), 6543 nucleotides long. RefSeq names its product ELOVL fatty acid elongase 6 (gene ELOVL6). Gene Ontology annotation, cellular component: endoplasmic reticulum membrane; endoplasmic reticulum. The transcript is spliced from 4 exons. The record is from RefSeq and is a predicted model, not a curated record. Bases 190 to 987 code for a protein of 265 amino acids. Gene Ontology annotation, biological process: fatty acid elongation, saturated fatty acid; very long-chain fatty acid biosynthetic process; sphingolipid biosynthetic process. Gene Ontology annotation, molecular function: fatty acid elongase activity. Lineage: Eukaryota; Metazoa; Chordata; Aves; Coliiformes; Coliidae.